This is a messenger RNA of Micromonas pusilla CCMP1545, 882 nucleotides long. RefSeq lists its product as uncharacterized. The transcript is spliced from 2 exons. Gene Ontology annotation, biological process: mRNA splicing, via spliceosome. The record is from RefSeq and is a predicted model, not a curated record. Gene Ontology annotation, molecular function: RNA lariat debranching enzyme activity. NCBI's taxonomy places the organism in Eukaryota, Viridiplantae, Chlorophyta, Mamiellophyceae, Mamiellales, Mamiellaceae. Gene Ontology annotation, cellular component: nucleus. The annotation marks the transcript as partial.
AUGAAGAUCGCCGUGGAGGGGUGCUGCCACGGCGAGCUCGACAAGAUCUACGCCGCGAUGAAACACCUGGAGCGCGCGGAGGGGAUCGUCAUCGACCUGCUGAUAUGCUGCGGCGAUUUCCAAGCGAUCCGGAACGUCGACGACGUCGAGUGCAUGUCCGUGCCGAACAAGUACAAGGAGCUUGGGACGUUCCACUCGUACUACAGCGGCGCGAAAGUCGCGCCGUACCCGACGCUGUUCAUCGGCGGGAACCACGAGGCGUCGAACUACCUCUGGGAGCUGUACCACGGAGGGUACGUCGCCCCGAACGUGUAUUACAUGGGGCACGCGGGGGUGAUUAAUUUCGGAGAUUUGCGCGUCGGCGGACUCAGCGGCAUCUUCAAGGGCGGGGACUACAGGAAAGGGCACCACGAGCGCGCGCCGUACGCCGGACACGACGUGAAGACCGCGUACCACGUCCGCGAGUUCGACGUCCAGCGGCUCGCCAUGCUGAAGGAGCACGUGGACGUCUUCCUGUCGCACGAUUGGCCCAGAGGCGUCGCGCGGCACGGAGAGAUGGACGACUUGAUUCGCAAAAAGAAGUUUCUCGCCGACGAGCUCCGAUCGAACACGUUGGGGUCGCCGCCCGGGGAGACGCUGCUUCACGCGCUCAAACCGUCGUAUUGGUUCAGCGCGCAUCUGCACGUCAAGUUCGCGGCGAUGGUGCGUCACCACGGCGGCGGGGUCACGAAGUUUCUCGCGCUGGAUAAGUGCCUGCCGCGUCGCGACUUCAUGCAAAUCGUGGACCUGCCGGAGAAAGACGCGAGCGGCGGAUUUCGUCUCGACCCCGAGUGGCUGUCGAUCGUGAAAGCGAACCAUUUGGCGCAGUCGCUGACGACUCGA